GAGUGUCGGGGCUCCAGCACGUGUGUCGCUCUUCGGGAAUCUCGGGUCACUCCCGCCCCUGGUGAAUUUGUCCGCUGGGACUCCCUUCAGGCCCAAGGAUGAAGGCGAGAAGAAAUAAAAAGCAGGUCCCAAGCUUUCGCAAGUUGCUAAAAACUAGUAAAGUCAAACUUGAAAACAAGCUAAAAAACAAGCAGUUUAAACAGCAAAGCACCCUCAAGAAAUACCGAAAAGAGCAGAGAAAACUAAGGCAAGCUGUGAAAGAUGCGGUGUCUAAGAAACCAGUUCCUCUGGAGGACCCAAAGGACAAACGACCAGGUAAAAGGGUUGAGAGGGAAGAAGAGGAAGAAGAGGAAGCUCUUCCUUUAGAUAUGAUGGAUGAAGAUGACUUACAGUUAAUGAAGGAUUUAGGACAAAGAGCAUCUUUUCUAACGAGAGAUCUUUCUUCUAGUGAGCCUGUUCACGCCAAGAAACGAAAGCAUGAACGCGUUAUAGAUAAAUAUGAAAAAAUACCAAGAACUCUGCAAACUGCACCUGAGAAGGAACUGAUUCAUUUGCUUCCUAUCAAAGAUAAGAGUGGUAUAAUCCCACAGACCAGGGAGAAGCCAGUUAUCAAUACCAAAGAUGAAGAUGAAGAUCAAGAAGAAGAGAUGGAACUUGAGGAAGAUAUCAUUGAAGAGCCCAUUCGAGAACUGACCAUGGAAGAACAUUUGAUGGAGAGAAAGAAGAAACUACAGGAAAAGAAAGUGCAUAUUGCUGCCCUGGCAUCUGCUGUAUUAUCAGACCCAGAGAGUAAUAUUAAAAAAUUGAAAGAAUUACGCUCCAUGCUGAUGGAACAGGAUCCUGACGUGGCUGUUACUGUUCGAAAGCUGGUGAUAGUUUCUCUGAUGGAGUUAUUUAAAGACAUUGCUCCUUCAUAUAAAAUCAGGCCUCUAACAGAAGCAGAAAAAUCUAUCAAGAUGCGCAAAGAAACCCAAAAGUUAAGAGAAUUUGAAGAAGGGCUGGUUAGCCAAUACAAAUUUUAUCUGGAAAAUCUGGAGCAAAUGGUUAAAGAUUGGAAGCAAAGGAAGCUGAAGAAAAGUAAUGUAGUUUCUUUAAAGGCGUACAAAGGUCUGGCAGAAGUGGCCGUGAAGAGCCUGUGUGAGCUGUUGGUGGCACUGCCUCAUUUUAACUUUCACAACAACAUCAUCGUAUUGAUUGUCCCUCUCAUGAAUGACGUGUCAAAAUCAGUGUCAGAAAUGUGUUGUGAGGCAGUGAAGAAGCUCUUUAAACAAGAUAAAUUAGGCCAAGCUUCUCUUGGUGUAAUUAAAGUGAUUUCUGGUUUUGUGAAGGGCAGAAAUUAUGAAGUUAGGCCAGAGAUGUUAAAAACAUUUUUGUGCCUAAGAAUUGAAAAAAGAUACAGAGGAUAUUAAUAAACCGAAAAAGUUCAUGACCUUCAAGGAAAAGAGGAAAACUUUAUCAAGAAUGCAGAGAAAGUGGAAGAAGGCAGAAGAGAAACUGGAGCGAGAGCUUCGGGAAGCAGAGGCUUCAGAGAGUACUGAGAAAAAACUGAAGCUGCACACAGAGACUCUGAAUAUUGUGUUUGUAACCUACUUCAGAAUAUUGAAGAAGGCCCAGAGGUCGCCCCUCCUACCAGCAGUUUUAGAAGGUCUUGCCAAGUUUGCUCACCUUAUAAAUGUGGAGUUUUUUGAUGACUUACUAGUAGUUCUUCAUACUCUCAUUGAAUCUGGUGACCUAAGCUAUCAAGAAAGUCUUCACUGUGUCCAGACUGCUUUUCAUAUUCUUUCUGGGCAAGGUGAUGUGCUGAAUAUUGACCCAAUGAAGUUCUAUACACAUCUCUAUAAAACACUGUUUAAGUUACAUGCAGGUGCCACCAAUGAAGGUGUUGAGACUGUGCUGCAGUGCCUCGACGUGAUGUUAACCAAGCGCAGAAAGCAAGUUUCUCAGCAGCGAGCCCUUGCCUUUAUCAAGCGCCUUUGUACCCUCGCUCUUCAUGUUCUUCCAAACUCAAGCAUUGGCAUUUUAGCAACUACCAGAAUAUUAAUGCAUACUUUCCCAAAAACAGAUCUACUGCUUGACAAUGAAUCUCAAGGAAGUGGGGUUUUCCUCCCUGAGCUGGACGAACCCGAGUACUGCAACGCUCAGAACACUGCUCUGUGGGAAUUACAUGCACUGCGGAGACAUUACCAUCCUGUCGUGCAGAGAUUUGCAGCUCACCUGAUGGCUGGCGCACCCUCUGAAGGCUCAGAAGCACUCAAACCAGAGCUAAGCCGAAGAUCUGCUGCUGAACUUUUUGAGGCGUAUAGUAUGGCGGAAAUGACAUUUAAUCCUCCAGUUGAAUCUUCAAACUCUAAAAAGAAGGAUAAAGUUUUACAGGGGGAUUCACUUUUGAAUGAAGAUUUAAAUCAACUCAUCAAAAGACAUUGCAGUGAAGUUGCUACAGAGUCACCCUUGGAUUUCGCCAGAUGUUUGGAAACGUCAUUACGGUAGUAGAGCGAAGAGAAGGAAGAGGCCGUGGACUUUCUUGUGUAUUCGUGUGUGUGCGGGUACACAUAAAGAUCUGUUGAUAAUUUAGGACUUUUCUUUUAUACAAGGAAACUUCCUAAGAAUGAUUAGGAAGAGGAGGAAUUAGUCUUUGCAUGGUGCAAUUUAUGCUUCAGGUCUGAAAGUGUCAUUUCAUGAAGGGAAUUGAAAGGCUUUUUUUGUCUCCCAGUAAUUGGAAAUUUUUUUCUUAAUGAUGUCAUAUUAAGGUAUAGUUUAAAAGGAAAAAUAUUUGGACUUGAUCUUACUGAAAUGCAGUUACUACAUUAAUAGGACAUAGAGCACAGAAAAAUCGAGAUCUUAAGAUCACUUAAGUGUUCUUAAGAACACUUUUUACCCUUUAGCAGUUCUUUAUAACUAUUCAUUAAGACUAAAUAUUUUAUUGUAAUACCAUCAGUGGAUAUGAGAAACAUUUCAAAUUUGAGUGAGUGUAUUUAUAUGACGAUAUUUGAGAAAAGAAAAAAUGGCUUAAAAUUGGACACAGGUUCAUGCUGAAUGAUGCACGUCAGGAAUAACCUGCUACUGAGUAACAGGCCUGGAUAGUGGCAGGGGGGGAGGUAGGAGUAAAAUCAAAUUGGAAACUGAGGAAAUGACUAAAGGGAAUUGUAUCAUGAAUAAAUACAUAAAAAAGAAAAGGGAAAAAACCCCACAAAUUAAAAACCUUUGCUUCCAGAAGCUCUUCUUUAGCCUGAUGUUCCUGAGAGAAUCUAUCAGAGACCACCACCUAAAAUUGAAUUGCAGAGUUGAGUAAAACCGAAUGUGAAGGAAGGAGCCAGAUUGUGGGAUAGCAGUGAAACGGGCAGACCCACAUGGGAAGGUUCCAGAGGGUAACUGCCACCUGGCCUAUCCUGACCUCUCAGAUGAGACCCUGUCAGUGGAAACUCAAGAGAAAAGCGAAAUUUGAAGUCUUGUUUAUAAAAAACAAACCGAAAACCAAACAAAAAGUUAUCCUGUUCUGUGCCCUCUCCUAAAACAUUAAAUAGUGGGGCCAGCAGGUGGCAUGGUGGUUAAUGUGCUGGACUCCCACUCACUUUCCCUCUCUCUCUGUUUGGUGAUUGCACGUGCCAUGUAGUAAAUCGAAAAAUAAUAAUAGUGAUAAAUAAA
This is a messenger RNA of Tupaia belangeri chinensis (Chinese tree shrew), 3642 nucleotides long. RefSeq names its product NOC3 like DNA replication regulator (gene NOC3L). Lineage: Eukaryota; Metazoa; Chordata; Mammalia; Scandentia; Tupaiidae. Gene Ontology annotation, cellular component: nucleolus. Gene Ontology annotation, molecular function: chromatin binding. Gene Ontology annotation, biological process: DNA replication initiation. The record is from RefSeq and is a predicted model, not a curated record.